UCAGUCGCCAUAUUGUUCGCCAUUUUGCUCAGUGUAGCGAGUUGCAAAAGCUGUCUUCUGUUUGAAGUGUGUUGACUCACUGCAUUUAGUUGGAGACGAUUUGCAAGUUAUCCAGAACAAUUGUUUGGCUGUCGAGUCGCUUUUCUGAAGAUUUCACGUCGAUCUUUAGUAUCUUUGUCUUCCAGAGAUCGAUUCGUUCCUGUACUGAAGUAGAAGAGUCCUGCCUUCUCUUUGUCUUUGCCGCCGCCAUGGGGAAUUUUGCGUCACUUCUCCCAGAUGAAUCAGUAAUAGAGUGUAUUGACUUGGUGGAAGGUCAGUUCUAUGGCCUGGAAGGACCGCACAUGUUCUUGGGAUUUGAGGCGUUCCACCAGAGGACGGAGAGACACGUUGGACCGGCAAGAGAGCACGAGUCACUGGAGAGCCCGUCAUGAAGCCGGAAGACGUGGCCACUCAGCAGACCUAAGCCAAGACUGGCCUGAGCUGGAUUUCCUGCAGAGACUGCCACAGUUCCCCUUCCCCAUCCCCUCCCUUGCAGAAGUUGGAAGUACUGGGCCUCAUCGUGGCGCAAGGGUGAACACCCUGUUCAAACCACAAGACACAUGUCCUGCUGAAACAGGAGCAGACUGUGUGGAGAGGUUUGAGCUGGGUGGCCAACACAGUACUACACUCACCAGUGUGAAGGAUGAGUGGAGAGUCUAUAGGGGAGAGGAAGGCCAUGUCACUGACAUCGACAACUUUGUUCACAGGGGAGAGGAAGGCGGAAACUUUCACCGCCAACGUCUACCCCCACCAUCAACAUGUCUGUCGACAAAGGCGUGUUGGCGUGGAGUGGCAGUCUCAAGUCUCAGCUACCCAGUGUACUGCCCAGACAAGCCAGGCAAGUUUGGUGUCAAGAUAAUUCCAGCUCUGUGA
Aplysia californica (California sea hare) is the source of this 912-nucleotide messenger RNA. RefSeq lists its product as uncharacterized. The transcript is spliced from 3 exons. The coding region runs from base 322 to 912 and encodes 196 amino acids. The record is from RefSeq and is a predicted model, not a curated record. NCBI's taxonomy places the organism in Eukaryota, Metazoa, Mollusca, Gastropoda, Aplysiida, Aplysiidae.